This is a messenger RNA of Acipenser ruthenus (sterlet), 2915 nucleotides long. RefSeq names its product STAGA complex 65 subunit gamma. Gene Ontology annotation, cellular component: SAGA complex. Gene Ontology annotation, molecular function: transcription coactivator activity; protein heterodimerization activity. The transcript has 5 exons. Bases 153 to 1391 code for a protein of 412 amino acids. NCBI's taxonomy places the organism in Eukaryota, Metazoa, Chordata, Actinopteri, Acipenseriformes, Acipenseridae. The record is from RefSeq and is a predicted model, not a curated record.
ACCAAAGAAAAUGUUAAAACAAUAUAGGUCUUAUUUAAUUUACUGCAUUUCUUCAGGAAGGAACCACACCUGAGUCAUAUUUGGUUUCCCACCAAAGUCGGACUCAUUUGCAAAACGUCAAAACAGAUCACUGCGAACGCCCGACUGGUAGAAUGAUGCGGUACUGGGGUGAGAUCCCUGUGUCGGCGGUGACACCCAGCCGGAGCUCCUUUGACCUGCUGCAGAGGGAGUUCCGCUCAGUAGAGGUGCAGGACCCACCGCUGCACCAGCCUUCUGCCCAUCGCCCGCGCCCCACCACAAUGUUUGAUGUACCCUCCGAGCCUUGUAGCCUGACCAUACACACUGUGCAGCUCAGCCAGCAUGUGCGCCGGCUCCGAGGACUGCUCGCCGCUGCGCAGGGGCAACCCCAGGCCGAGGGGGGUGCUAGGCUGGAGGAGAACGAGACCUUGCCUGCUCGGCCCCCAACACCAGCCAUCCCCAAUGACCUGCUACCCCUCGACAGCAAGGCACCCCACCUCCCCUUCCAGCUUCUACACAGCGACCCAGAAAGUGACUUCUACAAGGGAAAAGGGGAGCCUGUGACGGAGCUGAGCUGGCCCUCUUGCCGGCAGCUUCUGUAUCAGUCAGUGGCCACAGUCCUGGCCCACGCAGGCUUCGAGUCGGCGCAGGAGAGCGUGCUGGAGAUGCUGACGGACGUGGCUCAUGAGCACUACCUGCGGCUGAGCCGGCUGCUGCGUGUGGCUGUGGACCGAGAGGCCCGCCAGGGCUCCACGCCUUUCCCUGACGUGGUUGAGCAGGUGUUCCACGAGGCUGGCAUCGGCAGCGUGCUGGCACUGCAGUGCUUCUGGCAGCACCGUAUCAAGGACUACCACAGCUACAUGCUGCAGGUAAGCAAGCAGCUGUCUGAGGAGUACGAGCGGCUGGUGAACCCAGAGAAGGCAGCGGAGGACGCCAAGCCCCUGAAGAUCAAGGAGGAGCCUCUCAGCGAUAUCACCUUCCCGAUCAACGAGGAGCUGGAGGCAGACCUGGCCUCGGGUGACCAGUCCCUGCCCAUUGGGGUGCUGGGGGCCCCCAGUGAGAGGUUCUCCACCGGGCUUGAGGGAGACAACUCCCCCCAUACAGGCGCGGUGGGAAACAGUUCCCCCUUGUGGAACCUCGCGCAUGUGAAGAUAGAGCCACAGGACGCGGAGGAGGGGCAGGUGCAAGGGCACGGCGUGCUGGGGGGCGAUGUCUUCGAGGAGCCCAUGUCAACCAUGAGCGAGUCCGGCAUCCCGCCCUCCCCCGAAGGGGCCGGCUCUGACGCCAGCUACGGCUCUCACUCCCCCGACAGCCUCAUGGGCACCUCGCCCGUCUUCAACCAGCGCCCUAAGAAGCGCCUCAAGAAGAUGUGAGAGAAGAGGAGCUCGCCCUGAAGAGCACCCCAAUUUCCAGCUGCUGGAACCUCACCCCACCCCAGCUAUUUAUCUGGACUAAAUUAGCUUCACCAGCAAACUUUAAGCGAUUGUCCUUGUGAAGUUUUCCUAAGAGUGGCUUUUUCCUUGGCCUGCGACCAUUGAGGCCUUCACCAUGCAAUACUCGACCUAUGGUUGAAAUGGAAACCCCAGUCCCACUUGCAGCCAAUUCACUUUGAGUAUCUUUGGCAGUCAAUCUCGGAUUGUUAUUAACCUUCCUCACAAUUCUUCUACUUGCUCUUGGUGAAAGAACCUUCUUUCUUCCAGACCGAGGGAGCGUUGUGACACUACCAUGAGUCUUGUACUUCUUGAUAAUAGAAAAAAUAGUUGAAAUUGGGAUAGUCAAAUGCUUGAAAUCUUCUUGUAUCCUUCUCCAUCUUUAUGUCAAUAAAUAAGUUUCUGCUUAAGGUCUUUAGAUAGCUCUUUACUUUUUCCCAUAUUGACUUAAUUGUAAUGACAGCAAUCAUCCUAUGCAUAACCCUUUUAUACUCUAAGAAUGUUCACCUACAAUCCAGCAUUUUCUAGACUUAGGUUCUGCAUUAUCAUAUUUAAAUUUCUAGCACCUUGUAGACAGUACUAUCAUAGCAUCAAAGAGUAUGAAGACUUUUGAAUGAGCAUUUUUGGAGUUUUGCAAAAAAAAUGCUGAAAUAGAUCAUUGUAGACAUCCUAUUUCUUGUAACUUUUUUAAUCACCCACAAAAUAAUUUUUCCUAAAAUUCUUUGUUUUCGAGAAAUUUCUAGAAAUGAUACAUUUCCAUUGGAGUAUGUAAACUUUUGACUACAACUGUGUGUGUACCGGUGUGUGUGUAGACACCGGAUUCUGCCGAGUCAAAGUCCAGGGGGCAUAAAGUGAUUAAAAAUCAUUGUGAGUCGGAGAAUAGAGGGCUUUAUUUCCUGGGUUUAUGUAAUCUCCAGUUUUCCCCACUAGAGGCCACUGUUUUCCAUAGAUUUCCGUGUAUUUGCUAAUGGGUCCUGAUCAUGUGUUGAUUGAACCUUGUUGUCUUUAAAGGGCUAUUAAGAUAAUCAACAAAUACUUUUAUUAAGAUACUUCAAAGACAACACUGUUGUGAAGAUUCAGGAUGAAAAAUUCUUUAAGACUAUCAACCCCAAACUUUGACGAAUACAGGUACUUCAAAAGUUCAAAUAUAUCACAAUGGUGUAUCAAUAAUAUAUAUAUAUAUAUAUAUAUAUAUAUAUAUAUAUAUAUAUAUAUAUAUAUAAUUAGUGUGCAUCUCUGUAUCUUCACUUUUUACAACUGCAGUCACCAGCAGGAGUCUGUGAGAUUGUUAUUGUAUCCAAGGUCGCAGGCUAGCAGCUUGAACACAAAUCCACAGUUGCUCUAAGACAGGGCAGAGGCGAUGAACUCAAAAGGCAGGGUUUUGUCUUUUCCAGUCCAGUUUCAGUGGUCCACUUGUCAUUGUAGAUCAAGCAUCUUCUCUUUCAAAAUAAAAUUAAAAAUGAAAAA